Molecule: messenger RNA, 1138 nt
Organism: Oryctolagus cuniculus (rabbit)
Lineage: Eukaryota; Metazoa; Chordata; Mammalia; Lagomorpha; Leporidae
Gene: MAJIN
Product: membrane anchored junction protein
Biological process (GO): meiotic attachment of telomere to nuclear envelope; homologous chromosome pairing at meiosis
Cellular component (GO): nuclear inner membrane
Molecular function (GO): DNA binding
Source: RefSeq, a predicted model, not a curated record
ACGGGAGCCGGCGGCUCACCGGCGCGGGCGUCGUUGGAGCUUGGCGCCCUCCUUCUCCGCGAGCAUCGCUGAUCUUCUGAGGCGCCAAAGACCCUUAUUCCGGCACCGGGACGGAGCGUAGCCGCGCCUGGGCGGUCCCUGGGCCUGAGGCUGUCGCUUGGAAGCAAUGAGUUUAAAACCAUUUACCUACCCAUUUCCAGAGACGAGGUUUCUUCAUGUCGGUCCCAGUGUGUAUAAAUUCAAAAUCAGAUAUGGAAACAGCAUCAGAGGAAUAGAGAUAGAAAAUAAGGACAUCAUCGUCGAGGAGCUGGAGGAUUCUAUCCGCGUGGUCUUGGGAAACUUGGACAAUCUGCAGCCUUUUACUACAGAGCACUUCGUUAUAUUUCCCUAUAAAAGCAAAUGGGAAAGAGUCUCUCACCUGAAAUUCAAACAUGGGGAAGCUGUCCUGAUCCCGUACCCGUUUGUGUUCACACUCUACGUGGAGCUGAACCGCUUUCAGGAAAACCUGUCACCUGGAAAAGCAGUGAAGGACACCCCUCCUGGCAGGGUCCUCGCUGCAAAAUCAUCUGGAUCCAUGAUGAGAAAACGAAAAUGCACAGAAGAACCCAGCUCCCCCGGCAGGCCAGAGCCGGCCAGGGCCAAGACGGGGACUUCCAGUCGCAGCCUCAGCAAAAAGAAGUCCCCUGUGGAAUCCAGGAGGAACAAGGAAAGAAAAACCCAGCAGGAGUGUCAGCAGACCUCGGCCUCUGACCCCACGGACGUCCAGGAAGAGGAGUCUAGGCGCAGACCCCGUGCUGCAGAGCCAGCUGUUCCCCCACCGCGGGAAGACAGCCUGCCUCCCCCUGGAGAGACAGCAGCCGGCGGCUUCUUCGGCUUUGUGCGCGCCCUCUUCCCGUUCCGGUACUUCUUCAGGAAGAGCAGCGGGGAGCCUGCCCGGAGCGAGGGAGCCUGCCCGGAGCGAGGGCACCUGGAGCCCAGCGGCCGCGCCUCCUCCGGCCCUGUCCUCGCCUUAGGACGCCUCGGCCACGAGCACCGAGGCCCCAUGAGGGGUCCUCCCCCCCCUGGCGGCUUCCCCCAGCUCUUUGCCAGUGCCGUCUACCACUGCUGGCUGACGACCGCUGAGCGCCAGUCCGCCUGA